This is a messenger RNA of Marasmius oreades (fairy-ring Marasmius), 1252 nucleotides long. RefSeq lists its product as uncharacterized. The transcript has 7 exons. Gene Ontology annotation, biological process: DNA damage response. Lineage: Eukaryota; Fungi; Basidiomycota; Agaricomycetes; Agaricales; Marasmiaceae. Gene Ontology annotation, molecular function: single-stranded DNA binding. Bases 325 to 1155 code for a protein of 276 amino acids. The record is from RefSeq and is a predicted model, not a curated record.
AUUGUACUCUCCUCUUACCAUGUGUGGGCGUUUCGCGAUGCAUCUUCGAGAAGUGAGCUGGUCCAGUACCGGGGGUGCCCACAUUUUUAUUCUUGGGUUUCUUAGCGUCAAGAAAUCCGAGACCGAACAGGUUACGACAUAGACGUUGGGGAAUGGAUAGAGGAAGACCAAUUUGUUCCUCGGUACAACAUUGCUCCGCGUACUCGUGCUCCAGUUAUUAGACGAAGGCGGGAUGCGCUCACCGACAAUCGAGUUCAAGAUGAGGCGGCAACCAUUUCCAGCACCGACGCGUUGAGUUUGACAUCCGAGUUCGUGUUACAUUCCAUGAAAUGGGGUCUUGUUCCGCACUGGAGCAAACACGAAGACAAGACAUUGAAUACCACAAACGCGCGCUCUGAGAAUCUUAUUGAAGGAGGGGGUAUGUGGGCUAGUUUGAAGGGCAAGAGACGAUGUGCCGUCGUCUGUGAAGGGUACUACGAAUGGCUUACCAAGGGAAAAGAGAAGCUUCCACACUUUACAAAGCACAAGGAUGGUCGUCUGAUGCUCUUGGCCGGACUCUACGACUGCGUUCUCCUAGAAGGGGAGACUCAGCCGCUAUGGACAUUCACUAUCGUGACCACUGCGGCCAACAAAGAUUUUCAAUGGUUGCAUGACCGGCAACCUGUAAUUCUAUCGACACAAUCCGAACUGAAGACAUGGCUUGACACUACCUCUCAGUCAUGGACAAAAGAAUUAAGCAGAAUGGUCCAACCUUACAACAACCCGGCAGCACCACUCGAAUGCUAUCAAGUUCCGAAAGAAGUCGGUAAAGUAGGAACAGAAUCACCAACUUUCAUUCAACCCGUCUCUCAACGAAAGGAUGGGAUCGAGGCCAUGUUUUCAAAGCAGAAGUCAAAAUCCUCACAAAUCAAGAACUCUCCGACCAAACGCAAACGAAGCUCGACCCCACCGCCUGCGCCAACCGUGAAGUCGGAGACUAUGGAUAGCGAGGACGAUGUGGAUGGUCCUGGUCCCUCAACGCCCAAAAAGGUCAAGACGUCCCAACAGAGAACACAAAAAUCUCCACAGAAGGGGAGCCGUGUCUCUCCUGGGAAAACUACGAAACCUUCAUCCAAUAAAGGGCAGAUAACCUCUUUUUUCGCAAAAUCAAUGUGAGCCUGCAUGUCGCACUUCCUGUCUUCUUUCUGGGACCGUCUUUCAUCUGUAUUUUUUAUCUGUAUAUAGUAUCUUUAGUUUAUUCGGGGCCUCCAAC